Molecule: messenger RNA, 1040 nt
Organism: Drosophila bipectinata
Lineage: Eukaryota; Metazoa; Arthropoda; Insecta; Diptera; Drosophilidae
Gene: Nup37
Product: nuclear pore complex protein Nup37
Cellular component (GO): nuclear pore outer ring
Molecular function (GO): protein binding
Source: RefSeq, a predicted model, not a curated record
CUAUUUUGGCGCCGGGCAAUUGUUGGACAACAAAUUAUAAAAUAAAUAGCCGAAAUGCGGACUGUAUCUGAUCCAGACUUUUCGAUACAACUAAAUGAGACAAUAGAGUGCUACGCCAUAUGCACGACAGAUUUUGCAUACAAUCUGAUCGCUGUGGCGGUUAAGAAUCAUUUGAGUCUUAUUCUCGUGGGAUUGCCGGAGGAGAACGGAGAAUUCGGAUGGAACCAUCUUCAGGACGUAGACUUGGAGGACAAGGACCAAAGGCGCGUGACGGCGAUAGCGUUUUCGCCGGAAACAUCCAUGAACUGCACGCCGAACAACGUGACCCUUUGCGCCGCCUUAGGUUGCGAUAUAACCAUUAUCCGCACCGACCUGGGACAGUUUAAUACGCUCCAGCCACUCCAAGCCCACAGCGACUACAUCAACGACGUCUCCUGGGUGUGCGAAGGUGAGCUGCUGGCCACCGUGUCCGAUGACUUCAGCUGCCGGUUCUGGACCCCAGGCGCCACUCCGGAGAACGUCAUCACCUUCGGCCUUUCAUCGGCCGGUAUGUCUAUAAAGAGCCAUCCCGAAGAUCCCAAUAAGGUGCUUGUGGCCGAGAAGAAGGGUAUAAUACAUUUGUAUAAUGUGCGCACCAAACAAACUGUCGUUUCUGUGGAGUCCCCAAAGUUCCCGCUCUUGUCGGCCGAUUGGGCAAACAGUAACCGCCUCUUUGUCACUGCCCUAGCAGGUGGAGAUAUUGUCACCUGGGACUUGAACAGGCCCUUCGUUCCAGCCGAUGUCAAACAGGUCCACGAAGACGGUGGCAGAGUAGUGCGCUUUGCCCCCGGAAGCUCUGAGAUGGUUAUAGCAAGCAUUGGAAGGCCAGAUUUGACUCUUAAAGUGUUUGCAGCCAAGUCGACGGUUCCUUUGAUCGAAGCAUCCUUGAAGACUUUCGCCGGCUUGGCAUGGCAUCAGCGAUUGCCAUAUGUCACUGCGGUAUCCGACCGAAAACUGCACUUCUGGAAGGUGCAGAUGAAGUAAAUUUAUGUCUAAGAAGA